This is a messenger RNA of Nothobranchius furzeri (turquoise killifish), 2644 nucleotides long. RefSeq names its product nectin cell adhesion molecule 1a (gene nectin1a). Gene Ontology annotation, cellular component: adherens junction. NCBI's taxonomy places the organism in Eukaryota, Metazoa, Chordata, Actinopteri, Cyprinodontiformes, Nothobranchiidae. Gene Ontology annotation, biological process: heterophilic cell-cell adhesion; homophilic cell-cell adhesion; protein localization to cell junction. The record is from RefSeq and is a predicted model, not a curated record.
CUCGGAGGGGGUGGUGGUGGAGGGGGGUUAGUCUAUCCGCCCACGCCUUAAGCCGCUUUAUCCCCACCGAUCUGAGUCGAGCUUCACACUGCUGCAGCUCCGACUGGGUCAGACAAAGUUGGAGACAUUUUACUCGGAGCGAGUGUGUGAGAACCAGGACAGAUGACCGGACUGUGGUGCUGAAGCUGAGCCUUUCAAUCGGACUGGACAGCAGGAGGCGAUAAACAAGUUCAUACUGAGAAUAAACUACCGCAAGAAGCUGGCAGCGGCGGUUCGGACAUGGACCAGACUGGACUUUGGAUGUUCUUGAUAACAACUUGUGUUUUUUCAGAAACAAGUGGACAAAGAGUGGAGAUGGAUGAUGGGAAAUCAGGAUAUGUUGGAUCAAAAGUGGAUCUCCGCUGUCGUUUCAUCAACAGCAACCCGCCUGUUAAAAUCUCCCAGGUAACAUGGCAGAAGCUGGUGAAUGGCACCAAGCAGAACGUUGCCAUUGCCAAUCCGUCUCUGGGUUUGUCUGUGGCCCCGCCUUACAAGGACCGUGUCACCUUCAAGAAUGCAGCAGUCAGACGAAGAACUCCAAAUCUCGAAGAUACAACGAUCUGCUUCUCAUCGCUUCGCCUCUCUGAUGACGCCACGUACAUCUGUGAAUACACCACGUUCCCUGCAGGGAACCGGGAGAACACCGUAAACCUCACUGUCUAUGUCCGACCUACAACUCAGAUGAGUCUGUCCACCCCGACGCUGGUGGCUCGGUCUUCAAACCUAAAAACUCCAGUAGCGACCUGCAUCUCUGCCAACGGAAAACCACCUGGAACCAUCAGGUGGGAGACGAGGGUUCCAGGAGAGGUGACCACCCGGGAGUAUGUGAACCCAGAUGGGACUUUCACGGUUCAGAGCGACUACAUCCUGGUGCCCAGCAGAGAAACACACCGGGAGAUACUCACCUGUGUCACCAUGUACAACGAGGAGGUCUACACAGAAAGCGUCACCCUUGAUAUUCAGUAUGAGCCGGAAGUCACAAUCGAAGGGUUUGAUGGAAACUGGUACUUGAACAGAGAGAACGUCCAGCUGAUCUGUCGUGCUGACGCCAACCCACCUGUCUCUCUGUAUCAGUGGAGACUGAUCAAUGGCUCCAUUUCAAGCAACAUUGAAAUCCGAGACAACGUCCUCUUGUUUAAAGGUCCAGUCACGUAUGACCUGCAGGGAUCAUAUGUGUGUGAUGCUACCAACAGCAUCGGUACAAGAUCAGCCUCGGUGGAGAUCGGCAUCUUAGAAAAGCCUUUACCGCAGAUUGCAACAGGUGAUGUCAUCAGUGUAAUCGCCUUACUAUUGGCUGCUGGAGUGCUGAUGGGCAUCACUGUCACAGUCCUAGUUCUCAAAAUCAGAAGCAGAAAAGAAAACCCAGACGAUUCUCCGUCCAGAAAACAGCCGAUAAGGAAAAGACCAGAUGAUAUCCAGCAUUCAGGGCGGUUUUAUGAGGAACUUCCAAACACAGCUGACUAUGUAAGCUACAGACUGGCAUGUAACAAGGAGGAUUACCCAGAACCCUUCUCUCCUCCCAUCAACAGCCCUCUGUCUUUUCUGCCCCAGCAACCCUACCUCUCUACACAACAAGCUAUGCCUGCAAUGGCCACCAGCUGCACCAGCACCCCGUCCAAAAACACAUUUGUUCCCCCUUCACACAACACAGUUUUUAAAUACCCAUCCGUCCCAGGUUUAUCUUCUCCUCCAGUAGUGGGGUCAUACACUUUUCCGAAGGAACAGUACGUCUGAAGGGACAUCAUAUCUGCACUGAGCAUUUCAACUGAAGAGAGGAACCUAGCUGGAUUAUCAGGCAGUGUUUCUGCAUCCCACACAGCUAUGGAGCUUAGAAGACACUGGUUAUUUGGUUUCUAUGUUAUUGUUGUCUGACUUGUAAACCUAGACUUUCCAUCAGAUCCGUAACAUCAUAGAUGCAUUUUCCCUGAGGCUUCUGUAGCGUGCCCCUUCCCACUGGGAGCAUUUCAGAAGAGCAGCAGCUGCUGUGUUCAGUGCAGCUGGUCCUGCAAGAUCACAAAAUCACAGGAGAAAUGCAAGAUCAAUCAUGCUUUCGGCAGUUCACUCAGUAACAAGCGAGGAGAAGGACAACGAUAUGCGCCACUUAUGCAUCUGGUGGAAAGCCAGGAUUAUUUAAAAAAGAGGGGUCCAUGUUUAGAUUUCAGAGUAGGAAAUUCAUUAAAAAAAGUGAAUUAUAUUUUAAAUGAAAAAUAUUUUAUUUCAUUAGGCUGAAAGGAUUACCUGGACAUUGUUUACUCACUGCUUUAUCCACCAUCAUUUUGUAAAACAAUAAAAACAUUUGGGAAAAAAGCAACUCUUUGUGUCAACUCCCUACCUUAUCUCUGGCAUCACUCGUGUCAUUCUGUGUUGUACAUAAAGCCAAUCCAUUAAUUUACAAGUUUGCUAUUGCCUCUUGGUUUUCAGAAAUUUUUUUUUUUCUGUGCUUGUAUUUGUAUCAUUUAUGUUUUUCUUUGUAAUGAGGAUAAACUUUCUAUCUCUGGGGGAUUUAUAAAAAUAAAUGUUUCUUUUGGUGUCUGUGACUGUUGGGCAAACACUGGACAUUUUAGCCCUUAAUAAAAAUGAUCAAGUGAAAAAUGUCGUAAUUUUU